AUGCUUUCAAGGAGAGCAAACAAACACCAGGGAAUUAUCACUCUUGAUACAGCUAAUAAAUUCGAACGUGUCACACAACCAGGUUGCCUAAAAAUGUUUUAUAAUCGACGGAAUCAGGGUGACAGAGAUAAUUACUCGUGGAAAGUACGGAAUGUCUGGGGUCUCACUGCGAGGUCGAUUUGCGCCGACAUUUGCGCUUAUGAGGGAUCACAUGAAAUCCUACGUACCAUCUUUUGGAACCGGAUCGAAUUAAAAUGGACGUUACGAAAGAUUGUGACUUUCUUAUUACAUGUCCACCUAAUCGGAUCGAGAAUCCUAUCCACCUACCGUUACGCGUUAAUGCGUGCCCAGGAUCAGACAUCGUUUGGAAGACCUCCAGUGGAUCCGAAGGUGGAAAAAGUAACAAAGCUGCCCCGUGAUACCGACUGA
Molecule: messenger RNA, 429 nt
Organism: Opisthorchis viverrini
Lineage: Eukaryota; Metazoa; Platyhelminthes; Trematoda; Opisthorchiida; Opisthorchiidae
Exons: 4
Coding region: 1-429 (142 amino acids)
Source: RefSeq, a predicted model, not a curated record